Molecule: messenger RNA, 1871 nt
Organism: Mercenaria mercenaria
Lineage: Eukaryota; Metazoa; Mollusca; Bivalvia; Venerida; Veneridae
Exons: 2
Coding region: 249-1589 (446 amino acids)
Source: RefSeq, a predicted model, not a curated record
AUAGUGGGGUUGUGUUGAUUACUAGUUACUUCAGAUUUCCUUUAUGAAAACAUUUGCAUUUUAAAUUUACGCUUAUUUCACAUAAAAUGACGAAACGACGCCUUUUGAGCAUUAAUUCACGUAUUAAAUUCGGAUAUUUACAAGUCUGGUCGAUUAUAAUUGUAGCAAAGAGUUUACAACAUUAUCAGUUUAAGAGGGACAUCGCAGUACUUAAGAUAAAUCUAUGAAAAUAUAAUUACACUAUCACAAUGGACAAGAAGCUCGGGCUUAUUCUCCUCCUUCUCGUUGGCGCUGAUGCCCUAUUGUUUACCGUGAUAUCAGACGUUGAAGAAGUUGUUUCGUUUGCAUUAGAUGUGUAUAAUUUCUUUGACGGACCAAAACAGACGACGAGCUCCGUGAACUACGACAAAAUAGUUAAAACUAUUUCAGAGCGGAUUGAGAUGUCUACGGAAAAAAUUACUUUCAAAGUGGAGCUUGAAGCUCACCUGACAGAACUGCGUACUGCAUCGUACGCAAUACAACAGCUUCUAAAGGAUAUGGAACAUAUUGCAAAAACAAACAACGAAACGAAAAGACAAAUAUAUAAAACAAGAUUCCAUCAAGAUUUUGAGAGAAAGAAAAGUGACAUUUAUACAAUAAAGUCACUACUAACAUUUACAACUGACGUGUCCGGAAUAUCGAACACUCUAUUAUCUCUUAUUGUGGAAGGAUUUGAUUGCGGAAUGUCGAGCAUUGAACACUUUCAAACAUACUACAUGACGUUGGUCUCAAACGCAGUGGCACUGGAUAUGUUGAAUGAAAAACUGAGUGACAAUGAUCUGCACGAUGAUGCCUUGAAAGAAUGGCAGGCCGCGGCCGCAACAUUGUUUCAUAAAUUCCAACAGGAAAAAGAUUAUUGCAAGUCUAAAUUCAUGGAUCUUGUAAAAUCAGAUUUUGAUCAGAUUGAACAUGGCAAAGAGCUUUUCAGUAAUAACCAACAAAGGUAUUCUUAUACGACCAAUGAUGUUCUAUUUCUUACCGGAAGUUACUGUGCAAGAAGCUUAAAGAAAUAUGAUCCAGUAUUGAAGAAAACCAUUGACAAUGAUUUAAUAUAUGCAAUAUUUCAGAGUGAAGAACUUAACGUAGCACUUGAUAAAGAACUAUUCAAAAAGCUUGUUUUCAAGACCAAAUUUGAUGACUGUAUAAAAGACACCGGCGAUGUGAUAAAUAUGUUUGAUCUUCUUGGGUACGAUUUAGUGGUGUCAGUUAUGUUCCCCGAGGGCCAGGCAGAAAUCUUUCAGGAUAAGGAUUCAUCGUCAAAAUCGAUAACCACUUCAAAAUACACGACUAUAGUUUACCUACGAGUACAACAGCACCGCGUCAACGGUACACUCACAGCAAAGGACUUUGAUGUAGAUUUUUAUGUGGCCCCUGUACCGGCCGAAGAACCAUUUAAACUGCUUGGACUGGAGAUCUGGAAACUGGGUGUUAUUGGAGGCUCAGUUCUUGUGUUUUUUAUUGCAGUCGUUGUGCUUUGUAUAUGUUAUUGUCGCCGUCGUCGUCGUCGUCGUCGCCAUUCUUCUCCUUCUCCGUCUUUUAUACUCUAUUAGCUGAAUAAUAUGCUUAUAUUAAAGACACUAGCCAGAAGAUGGAUCAGUACCUUUGGAACUGAUUAGAGUGAUUGUUAGUAUCAAACUUUGUUGUUAUUAAUCAUUUAUGACCAUGGAAUACUGGAAGUAGUUGGUGCUAAUGAUACUGCUUUCGUGUUGCUUUUUUAUCGAUUUUAUACAUCAAUAUUUCUUCUUCUUUUUUUUUGCUAUCGAUAUAUUAACAGAAUGUAUAAUGCACUAAACAUAACAGUCGUAAUUAAAGGUAAUAUGUUGGAAACUGGA